UCAUUGCCCGCACACUAGCCGCUCACCUUCAUUCCACUGUGCCCUUGGGCAUGCGCAUUAACGCACGCGGGCGUUUCUCCUGCCCACUCGCUAAAAGGCGCGCGCGCACUCUCUCUCUCUCUCUCUCUCUCUCUCUCGAUGUCACUUUGCUGCUGCUGCUGCGCUGUUUGCUGCUCGAGAUUGCUGAGGAUCGCUUUGUCUCCUGCACACUGUCACUCCUUACUCCUGCGGUGCUCUCCCUUUCUCGAGCCGUGGCGCAGGUGCUCCUCCCGCGCGCUCCUCUUGGCUCAAUCCACGCCCCGCGACGUGGGUGCAGCCGCCUCUCCUCGGAGGAGCGCACCUCGGGACUAAGAUGGGCUGGAAGGACGGCGCAGCGGACGAACGUUAACAUUAACCUCAUGGAUGCCUUAUUUGAUAAUGAGCUUGGAAUGCUGACCACAGAUGGACUGGAUAUGGAUGGGUGCAGGGUCGGCUGGACAAGCUCUGAGCUUCCAGAUGAUAUGUACUCUGCAUCUCAUUUUGCUCUUAUAACUGCAUAUCACGACAUCAAGAAUAGACUAUCUGGGCUGGAACAUGAAAACUGCAGCCUCAAAAGGAAACUUAAGCUUUAUGAGCUCAAGUUCCCAAUGAUCAAUGACUUUAGUCAAGACCGAAAUUCUGUCUUUGAAGCUAAAGAAACCUCACUACUGAAAUCUGAGAAUAGCAACCUACAACAACAGAUCAACGAACUCAAGCAUGAGUUGCAAAAAAGCAAAGAACGCGAGGAGCAGCUGGAAGAUGUGAUCCAGGCCUAUGAGAAAAUUCAUAUGGAAAAGAGUAACCUCCAAAGAGAUCUGGACAAAAUGACUACACUGGCUGAGAAACAUGUGGAGCGAAUUCGGAGUCUGGAGCAGAUGGUGAGACAAAGAGACAGCACUCUGCAGGGACUCAAUGCAAAGCUGCGCAGUAAAGAAGUUCAGUACCUUCAGUUACAUGCCAGCCCUGAUAUUUCACAAUUGCUGGAUUGUCCAGCUUUAACACUACAGAGUUCACGCAGCCUGGACACACUUACUGACCUCAAACUGCAACGCUUAGAAGCAGAGCUUGAGGGAGCACGUUGUGAAGUUCAGGGAGCAUGCCAACGUGAAGAAGAGCUGAAAGGAGAAUGUGAUAGACUUCGAGAGGAGCUGCGACUCCUCCAAGAAGAGCAAAGACAGCAGAAGCUGGCAACGCCUUGUGAUCGGUGUGAUGUGGAGUGGAUUAAAAAAGUUGGAGAUGAACAAGUGAAUCUGGCUUUGGCAUAUACAGAGCUGACUGAAGAACUGUGCCGACUUCAGAGUCUGAGUUCAAAGCAAACCGAGAUUCUAAGACAGCUGUCUCAGGAGCAAAGCAAUUCGGUUCAACGCCAUUCUCCUGUCCCUCAGCGUCAUUCUCCGGUCCCUCAUCGCCAUUCUCCUGUCCCCCAGAGAAGAUCUCCAGUGCCACAGCGGCUUUCCCCAGAUAUCUAUCAGAGAUCUCUGGUACCAGAUUCCAGUGAUGGUCCUGCUUCAUAUGCUGCCCGACCAUCUAGUCAGCAUCUCAGAGCCACUUUUCAGGGUCGGAGAAGCUAUUCUGAGGUUAGUGACCCUGCAACAUACCAACGACCUUCAAGGCUAUCCAUUGAUCCAGUCUCUACUCUACCGAAACCACGACAAUAUGGAGACAACUAUGUCAAGAAACAGCAACAGAAUGGCAGCAGCAGUGUGACAAGCAGCCCACGUCACCUCAGAGAUCCUUUUCCCCUUGAGCUGCCUCACUUGUGUUUUGAGAAGCCAACUCCACCACCUCCACCGGCACAGUCAUCAGAAGAUGAGGAAGACUGGGAUGCUCCCACUAGUGCCACACCACAUCCUCUGGGUACCACUGGUCUCAGAGUACCAUCACCAUGCACAGUCUUUCCCAUUCCCAGCCCUCCUGCUACUCUGAGUUGUCAUCCUUCAGGAUAUCUGCUGACAGAUCACGCUCAGUCCUGGCCUUCCAUUAAUCUAUGGAUGGAGACUGAAGACUCUGGCAUUAGGAGCUGCCCGCUUUGUCAGCUGACCUUCCCAGUCACCUACCCUGAUGAUGCUCUUAUUAAACACAUUGAUACUCACCUGGAGAACAGCAAGAUUUGAUUGCUUCUGCAUCUCUUGCAGGAGGUUCCAUUUCAACUAUGUCUGCUUUUUUUUCCUUGUGUCAUGUACACUUAUGAAGAGUAAGAUCACAGAGGAGAUUUUGUUUUUGUCCUCCUUAGAAUCUUGAGCAAUGAGCUAACAAAAACUGCAUGUUUCUGCAGUUGUGUUUUAAGAUUAAGGCACCUUUAUAUAUGUUUUUAUGAAGCUGCAUAUGUUGAUACUGCUUUUUAGUAGGGGAAAAAAAUAAUAAAACUGGGUUUGUUGAAAUCGCCAAAACAAUUAAAUAUCUUAAAGCAAUUUAGGUUAAAUGUCUAAUAAAAAUAACCUUAUCGUCUAAUUUCUAUUAAAACAGGGCUGACAUCUGUAAAAUGAGAAUAUGAAAAAAAACUGAUGAAAAUGCUUUCAUCUUGAGAAACACAUAGCUUUCUUUGGCUUUUUUCAGCCAGAAUAUUUGCAUUAUACAAUAAAAUUUACCAAAAUGAAGCCUUAAAUGAUAGGUAGCAAUCUCAUCGAUGUAUAUGUGUAAAUGAAACAUGGAUGCGACUGAAUUACUUUAAUCCAAGGUUUAAAGGUUUACACACAUAAAAAAACAGGAUGACAAUACUGCAUUCAGCUGAUUUUCUUCAUACAUCCCAUCACCCAGUUCUUCACCAGCAACAAUUCAGGGGUGUCAACCUUGGUUCCUGGUGGGCCUCACUGGGUACAAGUUUUCACCCCAGAUAAUUUCUUAAUCAGUAGCCAGUUCUUCUGUCAAUGUAAUCCUGUCAUUCAGCAACAGCAGACAUUUCUGAAGUUAUUAAUAUUGCUUUUCUCAGUAGCUCACCCACACCUUUUGUGGACCGGAGCAGAUCAGCAUUUUUCUAGCACUUUAGUAUCUCUCACCAGAUGACUGCUGCACAGGUAACUGGUUGGCUGAUAGUCCUUGUUAUUUGUGUCUCAAUAUUUAACAGCUGGUUAAGAGGGUGAGCAAUUAAAGCCUCCGAAUGCAGCUGUUUAGGAGGAAAUCAGUCAGUUACUGGUUAGAAAUCUCAGCAAGGCACAGAACCAAAAGUAAGCAGCACUAGUUUGAUUUAAUUUAAGCACUUGGCUGGAACAAGCACCUGCAGCCACUGUGGCCCUACAAGAGUUCAGUUUGACACCUCUGGCAUUAUUGAUUGCAGCCCAGUAGACAGCUUGGUCUACUUUUAAGUUAAUUUAAUUAGAAGGCUGUUUAGGGUUAGGACUACUUAAAAUGUCAGCCGAUUGGUUUGCAGACAAUAACUGCCUCCUCUCAACAAUUCUGAAACAGUCAUUUCAAUAAUUUUAUCCUUUUUUUUAAUAAAACACAAGAUUAAUGGUAGAGGU
Polypterus senegalus (gray bichir) is the source of this 3476-nucleotide messenger RNA. RefSeq names its product TBK1 binding protein 1 (gene tbkbp1). Gene Ontology annotation, biological process: canonical NF-kappaB signal transduction. NCBI's taxonomy places the organism in Eukaryota, Metazoa, Chordata, Cladistia, Polypteriformes, Polypteridae. The coding region runs from base 51 to 2132 and encodes 693 amino acids. Gene Ontology annotation, cellular component: cytoplasm. The transcript has 10 exons. The record is from RefSeq and is a predicted model, not a curated record.